This is a messenger RNA of Antechinus flavipes (yellow-footed antechinus), 1893 nucleotides long. RefSeq names its product SET domain containing 9 (gene SETD9). Lineage: Eukaryota; Metazoa; Chordata; Mammalia; Dasyuromorphia; Dasyuridae. Bases 824 to 1729 code for a protein of 301 amino acids. The record is from RefSeq and is a predicted model, not a curated record. Gene Ontology annotation, molecular function: protein binding. The transcript has 5 exons.
CUUUAAGCCUAUAAAACCGGUGGGGGAGGGGAGAGCGAUUGGAUUCGAGAUUCCUAAAAUCGCUUUCAGCUCUAAAUCGAAAUUCCCUGAAUACUGGGUCCUGAAUAAACAUUUACUGAAUAAACGAAAGGUGAAUAAAUAUGGAGGAGGCAGGGGAAGGUGGGGAAUUCAAUUCGACAGACGUUUAUAUACAAAACAAAAACCCAACAUUCUAAUGCUAAUUUCGAGAUAUAAAGACGAGCUCACAGUAAAUAAAUUAUCCUACAACGCAAUACAAAGUGCUGGUAAGUGACAGGAAAAGGAAAGGGCUCGUUUUCCCUCCUGGGUGGCACGAACGAUGCUUUGAAAGGAGCUGGGGAUUUUAGGAGGCCGGGGAGAGGAAGGAGGAACUAGUCAGUACGUGUCACUCGCGCGGCUUCCAGAGGAAGGAGGCCGGGAGAUGUUGCGUGGUGGGUAAAACCAUAGCGAGCAGGGCUUUUCUCUAGGACCGAGAGCUGAUCUUGAGCAAGACAGCGGAAGUGGUUUGACUUAGGGAACGAAGUGAGGGAAAGAUGACCGACGGGAAGGGUGGGGGAGCGGAGAGACUGCGGUACACAGUGUGAAGGAAUUGAGGGCAAGGGCGGGGAGAAGCUGAGGGGGGUAGCGGGAAGGGGAGGAGGAGCCAGGGACACUCCCAGGAGGAGGAGAUGAAGGAGGAGGAGCCAGGGACCGUUCUGGGGGGAGGGGGACGAGGAGGGAGAGAAAAAAGGAGGGGGAACUAGGCCCAGGCCUAGGGGGAGGGGAAGGAGGUUCCGGAGGGAGGAGGGGCCUCCGCCGCAGCUCCAUGUUGUUCCGAGCGCUCCGCCGCGUCCUGCGGCAGCGGUGGCACAGCUACAAGUACCGCUUCGUGCCCUGGAUUGCGCUCAACCUGAGCCAGAACCGGAGGACCUUGAGAUAUGUUCCAGAGAACUGCAAAGACAAAAUUAUCCCAGAUGAAGAUGUCCUAGCAACAUUACUGAAAGUCUUUCAGGCUCUGUUCGUAAGUGACUUCAAUAGACAGACAGACAUCCUUGUCUUGCUUCCAGAAACCAUUAAAUCAAAAUAUCGGGAUUUAUUGGUUACUCACCAUCAAAGGACUGAACUGCCCAGAUGCAACGUUCAACAACAAAAUAUCUACAAGCCAGGAGAAGUUCUUUUAAAUACGUUGGGCUUCAGCAUCUCCCGAGAAACUAGUUCAUUGAUUUCUGCAGGAAAAGGUGUCUUCGUUACCAAAGGAUUUGUGCCAAAAGGAGCAGUUGUAUCUAUGUAUCCUGGUACAGUGUAUCAGAAACAUGAGCCAAUUUUUUUCCAAUCCAUUGGAAAUCCCUUCAUUUUUAGAUGCCUAGAUGGGAUGCUUAUUGAUGGAAACGAUAAAGGAAUAUCAAAAGUUGUAUAUAGAUCAUGCAAUGGGAGGGACCAACUUGGCCCUUUUAAAAUGAGUGACAGUACAUGGCUGACGUCAGAGGUUCAAAAUCCACUAGCUGUGGGACAGUAUGUGAACAACUGCUCCAAUGCCCAUUGCGAUGUGUGGUUCUCGUGGCACUCAGGGACAUCCAGCAAGGAGAAGAGCUUUUUUCCAACUACUACACGAUUAUCAACUAAUUUGACGGAAUUGGUUUUUCUAUUUAACCGUUCAUUUGACUCGAGGGUUUUUCUCAGUGUAUUUCUCUGGGAUGUAUGUUGUGGAUAUUUGUCUUUAAGAUCUCAUUAGUCUGGGGAUUUUCAUUUUCAUGUAAAUAUUGCUUUUAUAUUUUGAUGCAGUGAUGGAAGCUAUCUGCUUCAGUGACUUUUAAAAUUUGUCUUGCUAAUUCAAGAAAAAAUGCUUUUCACCUAAAUACACGAUAGCUUAUUAAAUUAAAAUCAGCUUUCUGAACA